This is a messenger RNA of Lactuca virosa, 1655 nucleotides long. NCBI's taxonomy places the organism in Eukaryota, Viridiplantae, Streptophyta, Magnoliopsida, Asterales, Asteraceae. The record is from the annotation of a GenBank genome assembly.
AUGGGAACAAUAUUUGGAGAUGAUUUACUUUACAACAACCGACUUGUUCAAUGGGCAGAAAGGGAAAUUGAAUUAUUUGUGAAAUUGGUUAAAGAAAACGCCCCUUCUUCAGAAACUGUUUCAGCUUUACAUGCUGCAAGUGUUUGUGUUCAGGCUAGUUUGAAUCACUGCUCAGUGUUGGAAUCACAAGGGCUAAAGUUGUCAAAAGUGCUUUUAGUGCUUUUGGAGCCUUAUAUUGAAGAAGUUCUUGAAUUGAAUUUUAGAAGAGCAAGAAAAUUAGUUUUUGAUUUUUCAGGAAAUGAUGAAAUGUUGCCAUUGUCACCUCGCCUUGCCUCUCCUUUGUCUACUUUCGCUAUAUCUUCUGAUGGAAUGCUUGUUGAUAGUGGGACCCGUUUCAUCUUCAUGGUCAAAGAUAUAGUGGAGCAACUAACGCGCCUAGUCAUCUUACACUUUGGAGGAAACAUUUUAACAAGAAUUCUAAAACUUUUUGAUCAAUACAUGGAUGAACUCAUAAAAGCUUUACCUGAACCUUCUGAAGAUGACAGUUUAGUGGAGUUAAAAGAAGCAGUACCUUUUAAAGCUGAAACAGAUUCCCAACAACUUGCCCUUUUGGGAACUGCAUUCACCAUUGCAGAAGAGCUAUUACCUAUGGUUAUGUCAAGAAUAUGGAGUGUUUUAAACGAAAGCAAGGAAGCAGGAAAUGACAAUACUGCCCCUCUAUUGAAUAAUGCGAUAGAUUAUAAGGACUGGAGAAAGCAGCUUCAGCAUUCACUGGAUAAGCUUAGAGAUCAUUUCUGUAGACAAUAUGUGUUGAAUUUUAUAUAUUCAAGAGAUGGGAAAACACGCCCUGAUGCAAAUAUUUAUUUAUGUGGGGAAGGUGAUGAUCUUAAUUGGAAUUCUGAUCCUUUGCCUUCGUUGCCCUUCCAGGCAUUAUUUGGAAAGCUGCAGCAAUUAGCAACAGUUGCUGGAGAUGUGUUACUUGGGAAAGAAAAGAUACAGAAAGUGUUGCUUGCAAGGCUAACUGAAACUGUUGUGAUGUGGGUGAUGUCUAAUGAAGAGGAUUUUUGGGGUGUUUUAGAAAAUGAAGUGGCAAAACUUCAGCCACAAGGAUUGCAACAGUUGAUUCUUGAUAUGCACUUCACUGUUGAAAUUGCGCGUUUUGCUGGUUACCCUUCAAGAAAUGUGCACCAAAUGGCAUCAUCUAUAAUUGCUCGUGCUAUAAGAACAUUCUCAGGCAGAGGUCUAAACCAACAAAGUGCAUUGCCAGAGGAUGAAUGGUUUGUUGAAACUGCAAAGGCUGCAAUAAACAAACUGUUGAUGGGAGGUGAUGGAUCUGAUGCUUCUGAAAUCGAUGAAGACCAUAUAAUCUUACAUGAUGAUGAUGAUGAUGAUGAUGAAGAUGAUGAUGAUGAAAUACAUGAUGAAGUGAUCUCGGAUUCUGAUGAGUCUCCGUCUUCUCUCUCAACAAUUACUACAUCCGAGUCUUUUGCUUCUGCUGAAAGUCAAAUGUUGGAUAGUCUGUCGGACUUUACAGAUCCCGAAUCAUGAUUUAUCUAGUGAUGUCUAGGAUUAGAAUUAAAAUAUUCAAGUAGUUUGCGUGUAAUAUUUACUAAAAGUAAAUUGUUGUGGUUUAAUUUGGAAGUUCUAUGAUAGCA